Bombus pascuorum is the source of this 1800-nucleotide messenger RNA. It is a transcript of the gene Stoml2, whose product is annotated as stomatin-like protein 2, mitochondrial. The transcript is spliced from 9 exons. NCBI's taxonomy places the organism in Eukaryota, Metazoa, Arthropoda, Insecta, Hymenoptera, Apidae. The record is from RefSeq and is a predicted model, not a curated record. Gene Ontology annotation, cellular component: membrane. Bases 481 to 1671 code for a protein of 396 amino acids.
AAUAUAGUCAGCGGAAUGAUAGCACAGUUUCAAAGUUAUAAUAUUCGUUAUCUAUUAAAUCGAACAAAAGAUGCAAUUUAUUAUUUAAUGAUGCGUCGAUCCGAUCUUAUCUUCUGCUAUCUAUAACAUCCGUUUUGGUAACGAAUGAUACAGUUUUCAAAUAUAACCCUAUGAAUAUAUUGUUCCAUUCUUCCUCAAGGCACUUUUGAUAUGAUAAUAAAAAAUCGAGGUCAUCUGGACCAUCUCCACUCAGCUCCGUUGAACAUCUCGGCGUUUUAUCAAAUUUGGGAAUGCGAAGAACGAAAUAUCAUGGUUUAUGACUGAAAACAUCUUUUUUGUGAUUACUCGGGUAUUGUAUGGAAAUAUCCAAGUAGACGUUUCUGUUAAAAUUUCCGUCUACAAAGAUAUGGUAUUACGUAGUUUAAACGCGUGAAUCUAACCUAAUACAGUACUGGAAAACAUCUCGUGUCUGUCAGUAUAAUGUUGUUGCGAACGUACAAGUGGGGAUUAAACUGCCAAUUUAAACAGCUUGCUCGUAAUUUUGGAAUAUUAAAGCAUCAACCAGCUCUUGGAUUUGAACAUCAUGUUGCUAAACUGCCGAUAAUACAACAUGUUAGAUGUAAAUCUAACACUCCGAUGAAUACCAUUAUACUAUUUGUUCCACAACAAGAGGCAUGGGUUGUCGAAAGAAUGGGCAAGUUUCAUAGGAUUCUAAACCCAGGCUUAAACAUUCUUACACCAAUAAUUGAUAGAAUUAAAUAUGUUCAGUGUCUCAAAGAAAUAGCUAUAGAAAUACCUCAACAAAGUGCUGUUACCUCAGAUAAUGUAACGUUAAAUAUUGAUGGUGUGUUAUACUUAAGAGUAGUUAAUCCAUUUCUGGCUUCGUAUGGUGUUGAUGAUCCUGAGUUUGCCGUAGUUCAAAUAGCUCAAACUACAAUGCGAUCUGAACUAGGAAAAAUACCUUUGGAUAAUGUGUUCAGAGAAAGAGAAGGGCUCAAUGUUUGUAUCGUCGAGAGUAUAAAUAAAGCAAGUGAAGCUUGGGGAAUAGCUUGUCUAAGAUAUGAAAUACGUGACAUAAGACUACCUCCGAGAGUACAAGAAGCAAUGCAAAUGCAAGUGGAAGCAGAACGCAAGAAGAGAGCCGCAGUUUUAGAAUCAGAAGGAACUAGAGAAGCAGAAAUAAAUAUAGCAGAAGGAAAACGUUUAGCGCAGAUUCUAGCAUCCGAGGCUAUAAAACAAGAAGAAAUAAAUAAGGCGACUGGUACUGCACAGGCUUUAGUGGCCAUUGCGGAAGCACGUGCAAAGAGUUUAAAACUUGUGGCAAAUGCUCUCAAUAUAACAGACGCAAAAAAUGCAGCAGCAUAUAGUAUAGCAGAACAGUAUGUCAAAGCAUUCAACAAAUUGGCAAAGGUCAACAAUACUUUGAUCUUGCCCAGUAAUGUUUCUGAUGUGUCUUCCUUAGUAACACAAGCAAUGACGAUUUAUAAACAAGUUAUGUCACAGCCUACUUUAGAUAAUCCUGAUGCAAAAGAGAACAAAGAUGCUCUCAGUGUUGAUGACUCAGAUGAAUCUUUCGAAUAUUUCAGUGACAAAGAAGAAGCAGAGAAGCACAGAAGCAGCAAAAGAAAGCAAAAUCCUAAAUUCUAUCCUUAUAGAGAUGGGGAGAAAUAAUUAAUUAAGAGUCAAUAAUAACAAAACAAUUUUAUGCAAAGAUUCUUAAGUUAAAAUAGUUACAAGAAUAAUUAGUUUUUUAAAUGUGCAGUAGUGAAAUGAUUGGUAAAUUACUCUGAAUUUCUAUGA